CGGCGGUCUACGCAGUUCAUUCUCUCUUCAUCUACGAGAGAAAGAGUGGCAUAAGAGAGGGAAAAAAAAAACAGGCGCUCGGGUAGGGAGAGGCGUAAACCCAAAAAAGCGAGGGAAAAAAAGGGAGGAAGAAACCGAAGAUGUCGGGCAUGGGAGACGGCUACGUGGGCACGGCCCAAGAUGCAGUGAGGAUCCGGCGUCUGGAGAAGCAGAGAGAAGCCGAGCGCCGCAAAAUUCAAGAGCUUAAAACCAAGUCCGCUUCUGGUAAGGGCCAACCUGGUCUCCUCCAAUUCGGCUCAAGUACUUCCGAGAUUCUCGAGACUGCAUUUAAGAAGGAAACUGUUGGUUUGGUUACGAGAGAGCAAUAUGUCGAGAAGAGAGUUAAUAUCCGAAACAAAAUCGAAGAGGAAGAGAAGGAGAAACUCCAGAAGCUACAACAAGAGUAA
This is a messenger RNA of Theobroma umbraticum, 446 nucleotides long. It is a transcript of the gene XCT, whose product is annotated as XAP5 family protein. Gene Ontology annotation, biological process: chromatin organization. Gene Ontology annotation, cellular component: nucleus. Lineage: Eukaryota; Viridiplantae; Streptophyta; Magnoliopsida; Malvales; Malvaceae. The record is from RefSeq and is a predicted model, not a curated record.